AUGGACAGGAGCUCGUUGCUGCAGCUUAUCCAGGAGCAGCAGCUGGACCCUGAGCACACAGGUUUCAUCGGUGCGGACACCUUCACCGGCCUGGUGCACAGCCAUGAGCUGCCCCUGGACCCGGCCAAGCUGGACAUGCUGGUGGCCUUGGCCCAGAGCAACGAGCGGGGCCAGGUCUGCUACCAGGAGCUGGUGGACCUGAUCAGCAGUAAACGCUCAAGCAGCUUUAAGCGGGCCAUCGCCAAUGGACAGAGGGCACUGCCCCGGGACGGGCUGCUGGAUGAGCCAGGCCUGGGUGUCUACAAGCGGUUUGUGCGCUACGUUGCCUACGAGAUCCUGCCUCGAGAGGUGGACCGCCACUGGUACUUUUACAGACACCGCAGCUGCCCACCCCCCGUGUUUAUGGCCUCAGUCACCCUUGCCCAGAUCAUCGUGUUCCUGUGCUACGGGGCUCGUCUCAACAAGUGGGUGCUGCAGACCUACCACCCUGAGUACAUGAAGAGCCCCCUUGUGUACCACCCUGGCCACCGCGCUCGAGCCUGGCGCUUCCUCACCUAUAUGUUCAUGCAUGUUGGCCUGGAGCAACUAGGGUUCAACGCGCUCCUGCAGCUGAUGAUUGGGGUGCCCCUGGAGAUGGUGCAUGGUCUGCUCCGCAUCAGCCUGCUCUACCUGGCCGGUGUGCUGGCAGGCUCCCUGACUGUCUCCAUUACCGACAUGCGGGCCCCUGUGGUGGGGGGCUCUGGUGGGGUCUACGCCCUGUGCUCGGCACACCUGGCCAACGUCGUCAUGAACUGGGCUGGGAUGAGGUGUCCCUACAAGCUGCUGAGGAUGGUGCUGGCCUUGGUGUGCAUGAGUUCCGAGGUGGGCCGGGCCGUGUGGCUCCGCUUUUCCCCACCACUGCCUGCCUCAGGCCCCCAGCCCAGUUUCAUGGCACACCUGGCAGGUGCAGUGGUAGGGGUCAGCAUGGGUCUGACCAUCCUGCGCAGCUAUGAGGAACGCCUGCAGGACCAGUGUGGCUGGUGGGUGGUGCUGCUCGCCUAUGGCACUUUCCUGCUUUUUGCCAUCUUCUGGAACAUCUUCGCCUACGACCUGCUGGGCGCCCACAUCCCUCCACCACCCUGAUGGGCUUCCCAGGGCCACACGGGCCAGGGCACAGGUGUAUGUGGGCUGGCCACCAGGCGAGUCUGCAUGUCCACCCUCUGUGAAUGUACAUCUCAAGACUGCUUCUCCUCUGUGGGGGCUAGGCAGCCCCUGUAACUCACUGAGUCCAGGCCAAGCCUUACAUCAGCCCUGGCCGCCCCCUCCCAGGCAUGGGGAGGUAGGACUGCCUAGCCAGGCAGGGGAGGUCCCCAGGUGUGGCCCCAGAGGAGACCCUGCCCUGGCCUCUCCCCCACGAUUUGCGGUCUGAGCCUUUUUGGAGAAUGAAUAAAUAUUUUAC
Messenger RNA from Callorhinus ursinus (northern fur seal), 1438 nucleotides. RefSeq names its product rhomboid like 1 (gene RHBDL1). NCBI's taxonomy places the organism in Eukaryota, Metazoa, Chordata, Mammalia, Carnivora, Otariidae. Gene Ontology annotation, cellular component: membrane. Gene Ontology annotation, molecular function: serine-type endopeptidase activity. The record is from RefSeq and is a predicted model, not a curated record.